UUGACAUUUUCGGACAGCUUCAAUUUUGUGUUUCUCCCGUUUUUAUAAUCAGAUUUUGCACGCACAAACUGUUUCCAGUCGGAAAUUGUUUCCGAAAAAUUGUGUUCAUCUACGAUUAAAUUUCUCGAAAUGACGGGACCACAGGACCAGCGUCCAACCCCAGAAAUUGCCCAGUUUAUCCACGACGUCCGAUUAAGCAAAAUUGUCGGAUCCCAUGAAAUAACGUCCAUUAUUUUAUCCCUGCUGAAGACCUUCAUUAGCAAGUCGGAAUGGUCAACGGCUGAACACCUAAUGUCGCAGAUCCGCCACCAGGGACGACUCCUGGUAGCAGCCCUCCCGCAGGACAUCGUCAUCGCAAACACCGUCCGAAGAAUAUUGAAAAUAAUCCGCGAAGAGUACGACACCGCCCAGCUGCGGGUACAUUUUGACGACGCGCAGACAUCCCUCUCGCUGCACAAGUUGGUCACUCAAACGAGCGAACAGAAACGGUGGGAUUAUUCGAAACCACAGGAGGGCCUAAAGGAUGCACUGUUGGAACAUUUAAGUGAGAUUGAGACCGAGCUGGAAACCUGUUCGGAUAAUCUUUCCUCGCAGGCAACUGAACACAUUCACUCGGCGGAACUGAUUAUGACGCUCGGGUAUUCGAGGUCGGUGGAAAAGUUUCUGAAGAAAGCAGCCGAACAUCGAACCAUUGAGGUUAUUGUGGCGGAGUGUGCUCCGGUUUGCAAGGGACAUCAGCUGGCGGUUAGUUUGGGACGGGCUAAAAUUCAGACGACGGUUAUUGCGGAUUCGGUCAUUUUUGCGAUGAUGUCCCGGGUGAAUAAGGUGAUUAUUGGGACGCAUAGUGUGCUGGCUAAUGGAGGGUUGAGGGCGAUUUGUGGGGCUUAUUCUUUGGCGCUGGCUGCGAAGCACUAUUCGGUGCCGGUGAUUGUUUUGGCGCCGACCUAUAAAUUGACGCCGGUUCAUUUGUCCAACUAUAAUCAGGAUGAUUUUAAUAUUCUGGCUAAUACUGAGGCGGUUAUUCCGUACAGUUCGCCUGCGGCGAGGUUUGCCAAGGCGUACAAUCCCGUGUUUGAUUACGUGCCGCCGGAACUGGUGACGCUGUUUAUUACGAAUACGGGUGGCAACGCUCCGUCCUACGUCUACCGAUUGCUGAGUGAACUUUACCAUCCGGACGAUAACGAACUAUAAACAAUUAUCUUACACACAAGCGGCAGAAACAUAACUAGGACCUUUAUUAAUAAAUUUCUUUUGCUACGUUACAA
Messenger RNA from Topomyia yanbarensis, 1265 nucleotides. RefSeq names its product translation initiation factor eIF-2B subunit beta (gene eIF2Bbeta). Bases 130 to 1191 code for a protein of 353 amino acids. Gene Ontology annotation, biological process: translational initiation. NCBI's taxonomy places the organism in Eukaryota, Metazoa, Arthropoda, Insecta, Diptera, Culicidae. The transcript is spliced from 4 exons. Gene Ontology annotation, molecular function: translation initiation factor activity; guanyl-nucleotide exchange factor activity. Gene Ontology annotation, cellular component: eukaryotic translation initiation factor 2B complex. The record is from RefSeq and is a predicted model, not a curated record.